ACCUUCAGCAAGACCUUAAUUUCUGAAAAAUAUGUGGUGAAUAUGAUCCUUAUCCUUACGCUUAAUCGGAAGUCUUUCUUUGUUGUAUGAAGGUCGAAAACUUCUGUAACCCAUGUUAAACCUUUAGAAAAAGUAGAACCUGUAUUCAUGGCUUCUGCUUAUCCUAAUUCUCUCUACCUCAUCCUACUAUGUCUGUUGCCAGUCUCUGUCCUAUCUCAAACAUAUAAGAAUAUAACCUUGGGCUCAUCAUUAACGGCCGUACUCAAUGAUAACUCUUCCUGGACAUCUCCAUCUGGUGAGUUUGCAUUUGGCUUCCAACAGAUUGAAACUGGAGGGUUCUUACUGGCCAUAUGGUUUGAUAACAUACCUGAAAAAACCAUUGUAUGGUCAGCCAAUGGCGGAAAUCUAGUCAAACAAGGAUCAAAAGUUCAACUUAGAACAGAUGGCCAGUUCGAGCUCAUAGACCCAAAAGGACAAGAGGUAUGGAUGGCUAACUUGUCUGGCUCUGGUAUUGUUUCUUAUGCUGCUAUGCUCGACACUGGGAACUUUGUGCUGGCAAGCCAGAACUCCACCAAUUUGUGGGAAAGUUUUGAUCAUCCAACUGAUACAAUACUACCCACACAGACAAUAAGUAUUGGUAGCAGCCUUCAUGCUCGUUAUUCAGAAAUGAACUAUUCAAGUGGAAGAUUUCUAAUGCGAUUACAAUCAAAUGGAAAUCUUACACUUUCUACCGUACAUUUCCCACUGGGUUCACCAAAUACUGAUUACUGGUUAGCUAACAAUAAUGGAGGUGGCUUUCAGGUUAUCUUUAACCUAUCUGGCUACAUCUACCUAGAAGAUAAAAAUAAAAGCAUAAUCCGUUUUAUAGCAUCAAUCGGAGCUUCAUCUAGCGACUUCUAUCAGCGAGCAAUCCUUGAAUAUGAUGGUAUCUUCAGGCAAUAUGUCUAUCCAAGGAACAAUGGUGUCACUGAUGGAGGGACUAGUGGUUGGUCUACCCGGGACUAUGUCCCAGACGAUAUUUGCAAGAGCAUCACAAUGCAAAGCACAGGCAGUGGAGCUUGUGGGUUCAACAGCUAUUGCCAUCUAGGAAAUGAUCAGAGACCUACAUGCACUUGCCCACCUGGAUACUCACCCUUGGAUCCAGAUAAUGAAAUGAUGGGAUGCAAACAGGCUUUUGUCCCACAAGACUGUGAUGGAGGCCAAGAUGCAGAUCCUUUUUAUCUAAGCGAGUUGCCCAGCGUAAAUUGGCCGGGAGGGGAUUAUGAAUAUUUUAGCUCCGUUCCUGAGGAUUGGUGUAAACAGGUAUGCUUGAAAGAUUGCUUUUGUGCUGCUGCAAUCGUUAAUACUGGUCGUGAAUGCUGGAUGAAGAAAAUUCCUCUCUCAUAUGGAGUGCAACUUAAUGAUGAUUUUGGAACGAAAGCACUGAUCAAAAUAAGGAAAGACAAUUCCACAACAUCCAUUGCCAACGGUUUAAAGGAGCAGAAGUCAACACUGAAUCUUAUUCUAACUAUGCUCCUUAGUAGCUCAGCAUUUUUAAACCUUGUUCUGUUGAUUGCUACCCUUUGGGUUGUUUUUAGGAAAAGAAGGAUCACUCGGCCGUCCGGUGAAAUCCAGGGCAUAGGUUUACGAAGCCUCACUUACAAGGAACUUGAAGGAGCUACAAAUAAUUUCAAAGAAGAACUUGGGAAGGGUGCUUGUUCAACAGUUUACAAAGGAAUUCUUGCUAUUGGUAACAACAAUUUGAUUGCGGUUAAAAGAUUGGACAAGAUGGUGACAGACAACGAGCAAGAAUUUCAAGCAGAAAUGAGCGCAAUUGGCAAGACAAACCACAAGAAUCUUGUGCAGCUGCUAGGAUUUUGCAAUGAGGAGCAACAUCGGCUUUUGGUGUAUGAAUACAUGAGCAAUGGAUCUUUAGCAUCUUAUCUUUUUGGGAAUUCAAGGCCAAGUUGGUAUAGAAGAACUGAAAUUGCUUUUGGAACCGCAAGAGGACUUGCUUAUUUGCAUGAAGAGUGCAACAACCAAAUCAUACACUGCGACAUCAAACCACAAAAUAUCCUUCUAGAUGACUCCUUGACAGCAAGAAUUUCAGACUUUGGAUUGGCAAAACUUUUGAAGACAGACCAGACACGAACUCUUACCGCAAUUAGGGGUACAAAAGGAUAUGUUGCUCCAGAAUGGUUCAAAAGCAAGCCUGUCACAGUCAAAGUUGACGUUUAUAGCUUUGGAAUUCUACUGCUAGAGCUCAUUUGUUGUAGGAAGAGUUUUGACCAAGAUGUAGAUGAUCAAAAUCAAAUGAUAUUGGCUGAUUGGGCAUACGAUUGCUAUGAAGAACGGAGAAUGUAUAUGCUAGUGCAAGAGGAUGAAGAGGCAAUUCAGGACAUAGAGAGGGUAGAGAAGUUUGUGAUGAUUGCCAUUUGGUGCAUUCAAGAUGAUCCACUGUUAAGACCCACUAUGAAGAGAGUCUCACAGAUGUUAGAAGGUGUUAUUGAAGUUCCUCAUCCUCCAGUCAAUCCUCAUUCAACAGUUUAAUUUAAAUCCACUGAAGCCCCAUAACCUAUUAAUAAGAAGAAGUGUGAUCAAUACUGUUCUUCAGAUUCAUGGGGUGAUGAUCUCUGUUGAUGCUGUGAGGCCUCUUCAAGAUGUUGGGUAGAUGUUGGGUGUAGAAAAGUGUUAGGACUCUGUUUCGCGUUCAUCAAGCUAAAUUCUUGAACUCUUGUAUGUUUAUGUUUGUUAACUCUGUUACUUGUUCCAUCUCUAACUAGUGUCGUGUAUGCUCAUGAAUAAGGCUGAGUGCAUUACUCAAUCAAGACAAGAUUACAGA
Messenger RNA from Rubroshorea leprosula, 2821 nucleotides. The record is from the annotation of a GenBank genome assembly. Lineage: Eukaryota; Viridiplantae; Streptophyta; Magnoliopsida; Malvales; Dipterocarpaceae.